AUGUUCAAGAACAAGCAUAAGUUCGAACUACCGUCGUUGGGACGCGGACGUUCAUCGGACAAGGAGCUCUCUGUAUCUAUCUUGCCUGCUGCCGACGAUAACUCCGUCGUCGAAUCUCCAACAGUAGGCCAAGUCACUUCAGCAAAUGAAAUGCUGGGUAGUCUACGGAAUCCACCAACCGACACAAGCAACGUUAGGAACGACAAUGAACCAAGAGACUCGCCGGCCAACAAAUCGAACGGCUCUACAUCGGAAGCAGAAAAGGUCAUCACCAGAGAUGAAGUCCUAGGCAGCAUACGCGAUGCCGCCAUGAAGUCGAGCCUCGUUAUGGGCGCCAAGGAACUGAGAGAAACCGCAAACAGUGAAAUGGCCAAGGUCAAAGGCAUCCUGUCAAAAGACAAUAGCUCCAACGACGAAAAGCUAAGAGGUCUUCUUCAUCUUAUCCUGAGGUCUAGCACAGAGCCUAGACUGUACAACGACUUCUUGGACAAGUCGAUGGACGAAGACUCCGACAUCCUGAUCAGCUCAUUUGGUGGACAGGUAGAUGACAUCUCAGUCCCCCUCCGCAUGUUUGACUUGGAUACCAUGAACUUGGUUGAUACGGGUUUCUUUGGAGAGGAAGAUCAGUACUGCAUGCUGUCCCAUAGUUGGAAAGGUGCGGAAAUUGACUAUGCGCUUGUGUGCGAAGCCCAGCGUGCUGAGGAGGCACCGGGAGGGCUGACUGGGUACAAUGAUGUGGAUGCGGUUCUCGCCCUCUGCGACCAGAAGAUCAAUACAAUCGCAGGUAAAUUGCGCAAGCUGUUACAGGAGAGACCAGAUGCAGGAACAUCAAUCCGGCAACUGCUCGUGACGUCUCUUAGGGUAUCCAUGCUGGAAAGAGAUGUGGUUGAUACCAAGCAAAAGCGGACUGUUGAGAAUGCAAACAAGAGACAGGCAGAUCUGGAGCAAACCAACUACCAGAAAUUGUUAGACUUCCUGAAAGAAGUUAAGAGUCUAACAAGUCUAGCGAAGCAACAAGAAGAUGCAGAGGAGAGGGCCAAGCAGGCAGCGGAAAAGUACUCCCGCGCUGAGCAUGAUUACGCAUCAGAGAAAAACAGAAUCUCGAGAUACCGAUCGAACCGCCAGUUGUCUUAUGAGAUGGACGAUUUGGUUAGGGCCUUGCAGCAUAGGAGGUCGGCACGGAAGCUUCAAAAGUCUAUCAGCCGUGCGCGAGAUAUCUUCCAGAGUAGACCCUUCUUCGAGACAGGUAGACGAUAUAUCUGGCUGGAUAACUGCUGUAUUAACAAGCGACAGGACGCUGAAUUGAGUGAGUCUUUAGCACGCAUGGGAGAGUGGUACGCAAAUGCAGACUUUUGCCUGGUUCACCUGGAUACUCCGUGGGACAACCGGGAAUGGUUGGAUGAAUGGGACCUGUGGUGCAAAAGCAAAGGCAAUAAUGAAGAGGGGGAACCGGAUCACACCGAGGAUAGCGACGUGGUCAGUACAGCUAUGAAGACAACGCCUAGAUGCCAGCCUGUCUCGCGCUUUAGCGAAGUCAAAGAGUGGAAGCCAACAUGGGCUACCAGAGGCUGGACACUGCAGGAAUUGGUCCUCAGCAAAAUGACAUUCUAUGCCAAUGCAGACUGGAAGUUGCUGUCGCGACCGGUUGACAGUUUGGGGAGCUACUAUCACUUUUGCCCUUUCAUUGACUUUUACACCAAGAAUCUCAAUUACAUCGAUGGCGAGGCACUGAAACUUGUCGACCGUGUACGGGAAGUGAUAGCAGCCGCAGAGGAAAAUGGAACGAUUGAGGAUACAAAGACCAGUUUAGUCGCACCGGGUGAGGCUGAAGAGACUAUUGGUGCAGAGAGCAUAAUCCAGGCUCUGAGGCUAUUUGGAUAUGUCGCGCCCAAGAACUUGGAUAAGCAAACAGCGAGAGCUCGUAUCGGCUACUCUGUCCAACUCGUCGUUGAAGCAUUCAAGGACAAGCCAAGCUACACAGACCCGGAACAUGACAUUAGAGAACAGAUCUUGACAGAUAUAUCUGAGCACUAUAAUGGAUUGGAACGGGAGAAGGCAGUGAGGCGAACAAUAAGCCUGCUGCUUGUGGCCCUCGCACACAAGGCAAUCAAAUCCAUCAGGGAUGAUCGUAAAACAAUCGCCGAGUUCAGCAACGUCGAAGGCCUGAGCAGCUGGUGGGAUGGCACGGAGAGGAGCCGUUUCUCUGCUCACAGUGUCAUGAUGCUGGCAUCGCAUCGACAGUGCACCAAGGCUAUUGAUAAGGCGUACUCGUUGAUGGGUGUCCUUGGAGUGCAGUUCCCAGCGUUCCCAGCCGAGGGCCUUACCAAGGCCCUGUCUCGGCUCAUGGAUGAGGUGGUGGUUACCUCCAACGAUGUUUCUGUCUUCAACUGGACUGGCAAGUACAAUGGUAGCCCUAUACGCGGCCGUUCUUUGUACGCGUCGAACAUUGACGCCUUCUACACCGAAUCACGUUUCGAUGUAAACGGCGAACUCGUCCGAAUUUUCCGAAAUGAUCGUACCAAAACCCUGACUAUCGCAAAAGGCAUUACUGACAUGCUGCUUGAUGCCAGCAACUUCGUCUCAACAUUCAAGCAGACCGAAGAAACGGUCAGUUUGCUUCUAGAGAUGGUCAAAUUCAUCAGGGAAAAUGAUAGCCAAAAACUGGAAAGCCUUCUAGAAUUCCCAGAGCUCGUCAAGACACUGGCAAAUGCUGGCGAUUAUGCGCGGAAAACAGGGUCGGAAGAAGACGCGAAACAGGACGAGAAUGUGCAAAAGUCCGACACGCCCGUGACUCCCCAGACCCCCCAAGCACCUGGAACUCCGGGGAUCGGAAGGAAGAAGUCAUGGGGAGUUAAGCUACCGAAUCUUCACAAGGGCAAUCCUUUCACGGGCGAUAAGGCAGCAGAGAAAGAGAAAGCAGCAGAGAACGCCAAGAAGGCAGAACGAUUCGAAGCUGAGAUCAAGAGUGUUGUUGGCAGGGCCCUAAAAAGUGAUCCCGCGCGCAGAGAUAACAAAACGUCAGUUGGAAACGAGAAAUCCCCCAGCGAAAGCAAUGAAUCUGGAGCGCAGGCCAUUAGGAUCAGCAAGUGUGACGAGCAAAUCAUCUGCCCGAACCCCAUAGUCGUGAACAGCUCUGGAAUCAAGGGCGUGUUUGACAUUCAGCGCAUUGUGGUCAAUAUGCUGCAGCCUGAAGAGCUUCGUGCGAAAGUCAAAAAUGCCGCAAGUGACAAAGAGAUGAUUGAUGGGUGGUGUACUAUAAGUACUGGGUUUACUCUCACAAUGGUAGCAUUCUGCUGUGAGCGAAAGGUCCUUGAAAGGCAACUGGAUUUGGUCGAAGUGAUCGAGCAAACCAUCCUCAGAGAAACCGCCCCAGCCAACACGAACACGCCCGCACAGGGGGUUGACACUGAUGCAGAUGCACCGCCAACGAACCCAGAAAGCCAGCAAAACAAACAAACCAAUGGUGAAGGUCCAGCACCGGAUCCUGCUUCUUCCCAAGAAACAGACAACGUAAACCGUGACAGUCGGCCCAAGCUCAAAAACUACGGCUCUUCGGCAGAGCAGAGACGGGUUUCUCGCAUGAUCGACUUCGUCACAGAACCCAACCUCCACGCCAUAGCUGGAGAAUGGGUUCUAGCACGGUUCUCCGGCACGCCAGGGGCGCAAUGGUUCCUUUGUCGAUUAGAACUGGGAACCGGCAAUGAAUUCUACGCCCGCCGAAUCUCCACGGACAAGUUCAAUUUCUCCAAUGCCGUUCCCGAGAAAGGUUUGGUCGAGUUUUGGCACAACUUCAUGCACAAGAAGAAGCUGGUGAUGUGCGAUAUGCUUGAUCAUUACCUCGAUGCACAAAAAGCAGGGACGUACGCAACUUGGUUCCACGAAAACCUCAAGGAGAGCUUCUCCUGGGGUGAUUCUAGUGACGACGAAGAUGAGCCUCAGCAGAGCAGACAAGCCAAGGCAAAACAGCCAGCCCCGGAUGGUAGUACCACCUUGACAUCAACCGCCAAGACCUUGAAGAUGAUUGGCUGGGGAAUCCGAUUUUUCUACGAUAAAUACUAUGCUGAAUACUUGGAAGACCGUCUCACUGAAAUGGCCUUGGCCAAGAUACCGGUGAAUCUCCACGCCGCGAUCAAGGACCUGCACGCGGACAAGGUCCUUCUGCCGGUGAUGUUUCACUCUGGAAGGGACGUGCAUUUCUUCUAG
Messenger RNA from Aspergillus piperis CBS 112811, 4203 nucleotides. RefSeq lists its product as uncharacterized. Lineage: Eukaryota; Fungi; Ascomycota; Eurotiomycetes; Eurotiales; Aspergillaceae. The transcript is spliced from 2 exons. Bases 1 to 4203 code for a protein of 1400 amino acids. The record is from RefSeq and is a predicted model, not a curated record.